CCUACCCCAUUAGGCCAGCGCGCACAUCUAUCACCGCAGUAUUCUCUGCCAAACGAACGGUGUGAUGGAUGACAUAGGAGUGACAGGUAUACGGCCUGUCACCGGGUGAGUGAAGGAUAUAGAUAAAUUGCAUUGUCACUGCUUGAUUAUAUCUAAACAAGUAAGCUUAAUUCUAGUGUAAUUUACAUUGAAAUCAUUCCUUAAACUAGUGAACUAUAACAAAAAUUAUACUAUUUGGUACAUGCACCUAAUACUGGAAACCUAAACUGCUGUACUUCCAUCCCGUGUCACCCAGAGCAAUCUAUGAUCUACCGAUUCGGUAAGAAAUAAGGUAAAGAAAAUCUUCGAAACUUUGCUAACUAUAUGGUUUACUAGGAACUACAGCUAAGCUCACCUUUGAUCAAGAAUUAUACGACACAUUAAGGGAAAACUAAACGUAAGUAAGCUCAAACCAUACAUUAUGCAUACACUGAUCUACAGGGGUCUACCAACCCGCUGUCACGUAGCAGAAACACUAUAGAUGAUUCAUUGUAAUUGUAAGCUGAAUUUAUAUCUUUUCAUAGGAAAAUUAUAUUCUUAUAUGUUACUACCACUAUCCGGAUCGUGCGUAUGUUAUUACGUUUCCGGUAAAGAAUUAUAAUUCCGGAAAAUUCCCUCCCGUUGGACUAAAUCCAACAUCAUAUAAUUUUCGUUUAUACGAAUCGAGCGUGAUGCCUAGUCGCGGUGUUAUUAAAUCGGGUGGCAAAGGAGAUAAAGGUGCGCGGCCGAAGGAAACUGGUGAUCUUUGUGCUGGUGGUGAUGAUGGUGAUAAUCCAGAAGUGGUGUUUGUUGGAGAAACGUGCAAGACGUGUCGAGGACCGGACAACGAAGAGAUGGUUCAGUGCGACAGAUGCGAUGGGUGGUACCAUUUUUCCUGCGUGGGCGUAUCAGAGGAAGUUGCCGACAAGAGCUGGAGUUGCACUAACUGCGUCACAGCGAAAUGGGUCCAGCGAACUAGAACAGCUUCUGAAAUAAAUGUCAUACAGGAGAAGGUAACACUCGAUAGAACGUCAACUAGAAGCCAGCCCACUGAGAACAUCGCAACAAGCACCCGCGCUAAUAUAGUGAUCCCUCCAAAGUCUGUCCUUCAGAAGUCUACAUCAGCGGGGCCAGUUCCAGUCAACAGUGGUGGCGGGCGGAAAGUUCCUCUGAAUGCAGAUCAAGGGAAGCAGCAAUCGCCAUUGCUAGUCAGCGAUGGUAACACAGGCACAGGUGUUCAAAUUCGAGAAGUGGAGAAGGCCCUGUCACAGGUUUCGGUUUCUUCGUCGCAAAAAUCAGCGGUGCAGCGUGCAAAACUGCAACUGAUGCGACUGGAAGAAGAACGGCAAUUUCAGCAGCAGCAAGAAGAGCGCCGACAAGCUGCAGAACAACGGGCAGCGCAGGAGCAUCGUGAGUACUUGGAGCGAAAGUACCGUCUGUUGGAAGAAGUCGUCAGCGAAAAGAGCUCUGGGAGUCGCAGCGAGGCGUCAAGUCGUAUCAACGAUUGGGUACGAGAUGCCAAACAACAUCAGCAGACAAACGCACCAGAAAUUGAUGAUUUCGACGUAGAGCACCUUCAAGUUCCUACAGGCAACGUGGAGCAAGGCCACGCCGCUGGUCAGCUCGGGGAAGCUCGUAUCCGAUUCGAGCCAAAUGGCCAGAUUAGAUCGGCUAAUGUGCACACCGGUCAACGACUCCACUGUUGUCCUCCUAUUCAACAGCAGCACUCCACAUCGCGUCCUGAAUUUGCCAGCCACUUGCGACAGUCAGGACUAACGAUGCAGAUGCACCCUGCCAGUCAGCAAGUUGGACUAUCAGACAGGUAUCCGUCAUCUCGGCAAGUUUUGCCAACGAUGUUAAACGCCAAUAAACGAACAACGUCGCAACAACCUGCGAGCUCAAUUCUCAGACCGCCUUUCAACUCUACCACCUUCGACGGGCAAGUCGUAGUACCUCCGGCGUGCUCUACCGGUAUUCACCCGCGCAUUCCUCGGGAAAAUAUCGGUGUCUCCCAAGCAUCAGACCACGGAACGUAUGAUGACGAGUUCCAGCUCUCUCGUUCGCAAGUAGCAGCCAGACAAGCGGUUCCGAAAGAACUCCCUCAGUUCAAUGGAGAUCCGGAGGACUGGCCAGUAUUCUUGUCGAUGUACAACCGUACGACAGCGAUGUGUGGGUUUUCUGACGAAGAGAAUAUAGUACGACUGCAGAAGAGUCUGAAAGGCAAAGCCUACGAAGCCGUCAAGAGCCGUUUGAUCCACCCUGGGAAUGUUUCAGGCAUCCUGUCAACAUUGAAAAUGCUGUUCGGCCAACCAGAGGUCAUCAUUCAGUCGCUGAUUGAAAAAGUGAGUACGCUACCAGCAAUUCGGGAGGAAAGGCUAGACACACUGGUAGAAUUCGCUGUGCACGUACAAAACUUCUGCGCAACAGUGGAUGCCUGUGGACUGCAGGAGUAUAUGUACAACGUUUCUCUACUCCAUCAGUUGGUCAGCAAGCUGCCACCCUCGCUUAAACUUAAUUGGGCACAGCAUCGACUAGUAGCUCCUACGGUCAACUUGGCGACCUUCAGCUCGUGGAUCUAUUCUCUAGCGGAGGCAGCAAGCGUUGUCACCUUUCCAUUGUCGACACAACAGGAGAAGUCCGCCCGAAAUGAAACUCGAGGGCCAAAAAAGGGAAAUGCGUACCUCAACGCCCACUCUGAGGCGUCUUCUGAAGAAAACAAGGAAAGUGCAUCGAAGGAACACACUGCGACAAAGCCAACUCCGGUGAAACACACCUGCCCUAUCUGUAACGAGUAUUGCAAGUCCGCAGACAAAUGCAAGCGCUUCUUGGAGCUCACUAGAGACUCACGGUGGGCUGCAGUCAGAGAGUUCGGCCUCUGCCGCACUUGUCUACGAAUGCACAAAGGAAGCUGCAACGCCAAGCCAUGCGGGAAAAACGGAUGUGCCUUUCGGCAUCACGAGUUGUUGCACAAUGACGCGAAGCAGAAAUCGCAGAAUACUGAAACUACGAUCGACAGCGGAAGUUCACCAUCUGCACCACCGUAUUCUGGUCCGUCGGGUUGCAACAGCCAUAGAACAACUGCAAGCUCGGUACUGUUUCGUUACAUUCCUGUCAUUUUAUUCGGCAAAACGGGAACAAUGCAAACCUUCGCUUUCUUGGAUGAAGGCUCAGAGCUCACUUUACUAGAUCAAGAGCUCGCCGAUAUACUACAGUUGGACGGAACCGAGCGUCCGUUGUGUCUCCGAUGGACUGGUGGAACUGAACGAUGUGAACCGAAUUCUCGAGCGUACAACCUCCAAAUUUCCGGAGUUAAAGAUGGCAGUAAGCGGUUCGAGAUAAAUGACGUGAGGACUGUGAAGGACUUGUUGUUACCGCAACAAUCACUGGAUAUGGCCAAACUAUCAGAACAGUUUCCACAUCUUCGAGAUCUUCCGAUCGAUUCAUACCGUGAUAUACGCCCACGUAUUCUGAUAGGAACGAAGCAUGCACAUCUCGGUCUUGUGCUGAGAAACCGUGAAGGAGAAUUUGGACAGCCUAUUGCAGUCAAGUCACGGCUUGGAUGGACAGUAUGUGGCGGAUCAGGAACAACCCGUGGAGCGAACCUACACCACUACUGUUUCCACAUCUGUCCUUGUAACAAUACAGCUGACGACGAUCUGCACCACGCGAUGAAGGAGUACUUCUCGCUUGACAGUCUUGGGGUAACUAAGCCAAAUAAUCCGCCUCUGUCUAUCGAAGAUCAGCGUGCACUCUCUUUGCUGCAGCUGCUUACUCGGCGUAAAGAAGGUCGCUAUGAAUCCGGCCUACUCUGGCGGUACGACGAUAUCCGCCUGCCAGAUAAUCGGUGUAUGGCUAUGCGCCGAUUCCAAUGUUUGAAAAAACGAAUGGAGAAAGAACCGGAACUGCAGGCAAUCUUGCAUGCCAAGAUUGCAGAGUAUACGGAAAAGGGGUACGUUCGAAAGCUCAGCGAGGAGGAAAUCAACCAAAAAAUCUCCCGACGGUGGUACCUACCAGUCUUUCCAGUAAUCAACCCAAAUAAACCUGGCAAGAUACGGAUAGUGUGGGAUGCAGCGGCCAGCGCUCACGGUACAUCGUUGAACUCAGUUCUCUUAAAAGGACCGGAUUUAUUGUGCUCUCUCUUGGCAAUCCUUCUACAGUUUCGAGAGCGUCGUAUCGGGCUAACCGGUGACAUUCGCGAAAUGUUUCACCAGGUGUUGAUUAGAGAAGAAGACCAACGCUGUCAGUGUUUCUUCUGGAUGAACGAUCGUGGUGAUACAGAAGUGUACGCUAUGCAAGUAAUGACGUUCGGAGCAUGCUGCUCUCCGACUACAGCGCAGUUCGUGAAGAACUCCAACGCCGAUAGGUUCAUCAGCAAAUACCCAACAGCACAUCAAGCCAUCACGAAGUCCCACUACGUCGACGACAUGCUUUCCAGCGUCGAUACUGACGAGCAAGCUAUUCAGUUGGCCAAGGACGUGAAGCACGUCCACGAGCAGGGUGGAUUUGAAAUACGUAACUGGAUUAGCAACUCUAAAACCGUUCUCGCUGCUUUGCAAGGGGAGGAUAUCAACGAGAAAUGCCUUGAUAUGUCAACAGAGCUCGCCACUGAAAAGGUACUAGGCAUGUGGUGGAACACAAACGACGAUGUCUUCCUUUACAAAGUCGGAUGGAAUCGCUAUGAUUCGGCACUCCUAGGUGGUCAACGACGACCAACGAAGCGAGAAGUUCUACGCGUCCUGAUGACCAUCUUUGAUCCUCUAGGAUUGAUAUGCCACUUUCUCUCAUAUCUGAAGAUCCUGCUUCAAGACAUAUGGCGAUCCAGCGUACAGUGGGACGACGAGAUAGCCGACGGAGAAUACGAGAAGUGGCUCACUUGGUUGAAAGUUCUUCCUCGCAUUGAACAUGUGAGGAUUCCCCGGUGCUAUAAUUCGGACUACCUCGUGAGUGAAACCGACGACCUCCAGCUCCAUACGAUGGUAGAUGCUAGCGAAAAAAGCACAGCAGCUGUUUGCUAUUUACGUUUCGUCAAAGACGAUGUUAUCCGCUGCUCAAUUGUUGCAGCAAAGAGCCGAGUAGCGCCGAUCAAGUUCACCUCUAUACCCAGACUGGAACUUAUUGCCGCAGUCAUCGGUGCUCGCUUAGCGCGCACGGUCGAAGAAUCACUGUCGUUGCAGAUUAACAAGAAGUUCUAUUGGUCUGAUUCCAGAGAUGUCCUGUGCUGGAUACACUCGGAUCAUCGUCGAUACAAUCAGUUCGUCGGUCAUAGGGUCAGCGAGAUUCUCGAAACCUCCGAAACAAACGAAUGGCGAUGGGUACCUGGGAAGCAGAAUCCUGCCGACGACGCCACGAAAUGGAGUGGCACUCCGGAGUUAUCAUCCGACGAUAGGUGGUUUAAAGGUGCCGAUUUCCUUUGGCGCACUGAAGAAGAAUGGCCGGAAUCAUCGAAUAGCAAUUACUUGACGGACGCCGAACUCCGCCCAUCGCUACUGGCACAUCACACUCCAUUAGCUAUCAUCAACAUUAAUGAAUUCUCGAGUUGGGAGAAAUUACGCAGGGUAGUCGCAUACGUUCGUCGGUUCGUCACUAACUGCCGACAAACCCGCUCUGGAAACCCGACUGUCAAUGGGCCGCUUUUGACUCACGAGCUUCAAACCGCUGAACGUACGCUCAUUUGUCUCGCGCAGUUCGAAUCCUAUCCCGACGAAGUCACGAUCCUUAAAAAAUCAUCACAAAGCGAAGAUGCUGCAACGAAAACCGUUCCGAAGACCAGCUCACUGUUCCAAUUGACACCAUGGCUGGACAGUUUCGGGAUUAUGCGAAUGCGAAGCCGCAUCGCGGCAUGCCACUACGUCACCAAUGAUGCCAAACAUCCCAUAAUACUUGCUCAAAAACACCACAACACCAGCCUGAUCAUUGGAUAUUAUCACCGGAAAUAUCAUCACCUAAACCACGAAACGGUGAUCAAUGAGAUCAGGCAGAAGUUCCGCAUCCCACAUUUGCGCGCAUGUUACCAGCACGUGCGUAAAGGUUGCCAGACAUGCAAGAACAACCGCGCAGUACCAACUCCACCGUACAUGGCCGACCUCCCACCCGCUCGUCUUGAAGCCUUUUCCCGACCCUUCACCCACACUGGGGUCGAUUACUUCGGUCCAAUCGAAGUCACCGUGGGAAGAAGAGUCGAGAAACGCUGGGGAAUGUUGGCCACAUGUCUGACCGUCCGAGCGAUCCAUAUAGAGGUUGUGCAUUCCCUUAGCGCGAGCUCGUGUAUUAUGGCGCUCCGAAACUUCAUGGCACGUCGAGGCACCCCUAAGAAAAUCUAUAGCGACCGAGGCACGAACUUCGUGGGAGCGAAUCGUGAACUAUUGCAAUUGCACGAAGCGCUCAUGGAAGAAUUUGCAGAUUCGGAAAUCGAAUGGAUCUUCAAUCCACCUCUCUCACCGCAUAUGGGCGGCAACUGGGAGAGGCUAAUACGCAGUCCGACGAGGUAUUAA
This is a messenger RNA of Aedes albopictus (Asian tiger mosquito), 6509 nucleotides long. RefSeq lists its product as uncharacterized. Bases 711 to 6509 code for a protein of 1932 amino acids. NCBI's taxonomy places the organism in Eukaryota, Metazoa, Arthropoda, Insecta, Diptera, Culicidae. Gene Ontology annotation, biological process: DNA integration. The record is from RefSeq and is a predicted model, not a curated record. The transcript has 3 exons. Gene Ontology annotation, molecular function: nucleic acid binding.